GGUGCGGCGGCCGUUAGUGACCGUCUGGACGCGCCUGCAUCGCCUGCAUGCAACAUGAUGAUCCCCUGGGUGCUUCCCCUGUUCCUCGCGGCUGCCUGCUCGGCCGUCCCGCCAGGCUACCUGGACGGCUAUGUCCAGGGCUACGACUCGCUGGGCCAUGACGGCUACGAGGUGCUGGGACACGGCCACAGUGUGAUCGACGCCGCCCCCGCCAUCAAGUACGCCGUGCCAGACGCGCACGCCUACGUCAAGGAGCCGGCGGUGACCUACGUGCAGAAGGUCCCCGUGUCCUACGCCUCACCGGAGCCUCUGCUGGGCUACGCCAAGUCCCCCGUGGUGUACGCGCCGGAGUCCUACCACGACGCCAGCCCCGUGGUGUACGCCAAGUCCUCUCCAGUGGUGUACGCCCCCCAGGCGCACGCUCCUGUCGCCUACGCUGAGAAGGCCGUCGCCGUGGCCCCCGUCGCGGUGGCCGCGCCGAGCUACGCCCUCGGCCACGAUCUCACCCAUGACCUCGGCCACACGACGGUCAUCUCGGACGACCACGGACAUGGGCUGGAGCACGCCACCAUCCUUGCUGACGGCCACGGCCUUGAACACAGCGCCGUGCUGGCCGACGGCCAUGGCCUCGGACACGCCGUGGUGGCUACCCCUGACCUGUACUCCUACGGCUCGUAUGGCACGGGCUUGAAGGGGCCGCUGUCUUACGCCUCCUACGGACACGUGGGCCACAGCCUGUACGACGGCUCCGUGGCGUACGGCAGCUCGUACGGCUACCCCACUGCCAAGGGCCCCGGCGCCAAGGCCCACGGCUACACGUCCGUCGUCAAGGGCCCUCACUCCAUCUCCUACCAGAGCGUGCACAAGGAGGACGUCCCGUACGGCUACGCCUCGCACUACGGCUACGCCGGCCACGGUCUCCUCGGCGGGGAGGUCCUCAGUGGCGGUCUCGGCCACGGCCUCGUCUCCGGCUACGCGACGUCCAACCACGGCUACGGCCUCGGCCACGGCCACGGCCUCGUCUCCAGCUACGCGACGUACAACCAGGGCCACGACCUCGGGCUGGGCUACGGCCACGGCUACGGCCAUUACUAACCACCGCUAGCCACCCUCAGCGAGCACCAUGUGCUGCAGCACUGCUGCCCGACCGUGCGAGACUGUACAGCGGGUGAACGCACCCCGAGCGGCGCCGAGCCACCCGACAGCACUAGUCAUUUCACCAAACUACAAAUCGACAAACAGACAGCUCAAUCGAAACGGUUCCUCGAAGGCCACUGAGCGGCCUCCAGCCUCAGCCUCCAGCACUGCCUCCAGACGCGACUUAGGGGGCCGAGGAUGGGGAGUUAUGCGCCAAGACAGUAUUUAUGUAAAUAUAAAAUAAGUGAAAAAUAAAUCGAUUGUUCAUGCGAUGACU
This is a messenger RNA of Thrips palmi, 1414 nucleotides long. RefSeq lists its product as uncharacterized. Lineage: Eukaryota; Metazoa; Arthropoda; Insecta; Thysanoptera; Thripidae. The transcript is spliced from 3 exons. The record is from RefSeq and is a predicted model, not a curated record. The coding region runs from base 55 to 1095 and encodes 346 amino acids.